Molecule: messenger RNA, 1413 nt
Organism: Bathycoccus prasinos
Lineage: Eukaryota; Viridiplantae; Chlorophyta; Mamiellophyceae; Mamiellales; Bathycoccaceae
Product: CMP-N-acetylneuraminate-beta-galactosamide-alpha-2,3-sialyltransferase 1
Exons: 1
Coding region: 1-1413 (470 amino acids)
Molecular function (GO): sialyltransferase activity
Source: RefSeq, a predicted model, not a curated record
AUGGGUUUGACGACGGAGGCGAGGAGGACGACGAUGGAAUUUCCCUCUUCUCAUGUGUCCGUGCCGUUCGCGUCUCGGUCGGGAACGACCGCACCGGAAGAAGACAAUAAAAGCGAGGCGUUUUGCUCUCCGAGCGGUGUUUUGUCGACCCCGAGAAUGAAUAAAGCGGCGUCGAAAGUUUUCGUCGACGGGAUGCCGGAGAGGAUGUUGCCGAAACCGUCGCAGAUUUUUAAGACCGUCGAUGUGGUGGAGGACGGACACACGUCUUCUUCUUCUUCGAAAGGCGUGCCGGAACGCAUAGCGAGACGAGUGAAAUUCAAAAGAUGCGCGGUCGUGGGGAACGGCGGGAUAUUAAAGUCCGCGGAGUUUGGUCAGGCGAUCGACGCGCACGACGUGGUGUUCCGACAAAACCAAGCGCCGACGGCGACGUACGAACUCUUCGUCGGAGAGAAGACGACGUUUCGCGUGCUCAAUAAGAAGUGGACGCAACAGUACUCGAGAGGUGAUAAGGAGUAUUUACCGUUGGAGAAAGACGUGUAUUUGAUCGCCUCGAGAGGGAUCGAUAAGAUUGCGAGGAAUUUAGUGAAAGCGUAUCCGAGAAGACCGGACGUGCGCGUGGUCGGUUUAGAGAGCGCGGUGAGAGGCGCGGUUGGGAAACUCAUGCGAGAGUUUAAAUCGAAAGCGGAUAAGUGCUUAGCGAAAGGGUUUAAACCAAAAGGUGGGAACACGCCGAGUUCGGGGAUUAUAUCCACCGUGUUGGCGAUGAGCUUAUGCGACGAGGUGAAUUUGUACGGGUUCGGUGUGGACGAUAGAAAUGUCGGGAGAGGAUGGAGAAACCAACUCCCUUCGGCGUUGCCGCCGGAGGCGAAGUAUCAGUAUUACGUGUUGAGAGGCACGGAACGGAGUGGUGUGGACGCGGUGCAUUCCAUGGAGUUAGAACACGCCAUAUUGGACGGGUUAGUCGGAGCUGGGUACAUCAACCGGUGCGGUGCCGGGAAAGAGACGUGCGGGUUAAAUCCGAGGAAGAAAAUUGGACGGUUAGGCAAUAGGAAAGACUUGUUGAAGGCGGAAAGCAUGUUCAACGCGAGAGAAAUCAUGAUGCGAGAAAGAGCGAGCAAAGGUAAAGAGGAAAAAGAGGAGGAGGACGGUGGCGGCGAUGACGACGACGAGCACAAAGACGAUGCGGUUUCAACCACGGGCAAAGCCUUCUACGGCGAAAACUCGAACGAGAGCAAUAGCGACGAUAAGAUCGAGGAAGCUGGCGAGUUGGACGAACGUCUCUCCGACGACGAGUUGGACGAGGACGACGCGCUCACAAAAAUGAUGAACUUCGCCGCUAAAGGCAUGAAAUAUUUGUUUUCUUCGUCAUCCUCGUCCGUUCUCGACGAAGACGAUCCUCUCGCUCCUCGAUGA